Oreochromis aureus is the source of this 2053-nucleotide messenger RNA. RefSeq names its product pyrin-like. The transcript is spliced from 3 exons. The record is from RefSeq and is a predicted model, not a curated record. Gene Ontology annotation, molecular function: protein binding. The coding region runs from base 171 to 635 and encodes 154 amino acids. NCBI's taxonomy places the organism in Eukaryota, Metazoa, Chordata, Actinopteri, Cichliformes, Cichlidae.
ACUACGACUUCAGCCAUGAUGAAGCAAAUUCACGAGGAACUGGAAAACUCUCAUCCAUCGAACUCAGGAGGAUUACUAAAUUUGCAGUGGACGUGAAGCUGGACCCGACUACCGCACACCAAAGCCUUGAAAUUUCUGAUAAUGGGAAAAAAGUGAGAGAUGGUGGAAAGAUGUCGAGAGAUCCUGAUUCUCCACAGAGGUUUAAUAUGUUUGGAAGUAUCCUGGGGCUCAACAGGCUGUCCUCUGGCAGGGCAUACUGGGAGGUGGAGGUCAGCAAAAAGACCGGGUGGGAUCUGGGUGUGGCGAGAUGUGAUGCAAACCGCAAGGGGAAACUCUCAAUCAAUCCUGACAAUGGUUACUGGGCUACUGUACAUUAUGAAGACCAGAAAUAUGCAGCCCUAAUGACACCACCUGUGAGCCUUUCGCUUAAAAGGAAACCACAAAAAGUCGGGGUGUUUGUAGAUUACGAGGAAGGUCUUGUGUCCUUUUACGAUGUGACGUCUCAGUCUCACAUCUACUCAUUUACUGAGUGUUUGUUUGGUGGUGAGAUCCUCCCGUACUUCAGUCCACAUCUGAAACAAAAUGAGAAAAACAGCAAUCCUUUGAUUAUCUCUGCUGUGCAAAAGCAGCAGUAAUCACAUGCACUGAAUGUGGUAAGCAAUAUGUAUGAUUGGGUGUGCAGUAACAGUUUGCUUACCUGCUCAUUGGGUAUUUCAUCGGUCAAAUUUCAACAUUUUUUACUAUAACAUGCCUUAAUGAAGAUCCUCUGACUGAGGCAUCAAUUUUAAAAAUUUUUAUAUACUAUUUUUCUAGAUUUUAACAUUUGAAAACUAAAAAAUAGGUCAUACAUACAGCAGUGGAAAUGUAUACAUUUUACAGAAACAAUAUGAACAAUGAAAUUACAGAAAAUUACUAACAGGAAAAAAAAACAUGGCUGGGAACUAGGAUGUCUGGGCGUGUUGAAACACCUGCAAAAGACAGAAAUGACAAAAUAUAUUCUAAAUAUCAACGUGUUAAAACACUUUAGACACUAUUCCUGUUAUUCCUUUAAGAAAAAAAUAUUAGGACAUAUUAUGAUCAAAUGAUGUCACGUACUGAUCACCAGCAGCUGGAGGUUGUGCAUUAUUCAAAAUCAGCUAUUAGCCAAUUUUGGGGAGCAUUAAAAUCUUGCACCUAGAUGAAAGUAACUUUAAGAAGUAAUUUGACAUUAAUCCCUCGGAUGCAACAAGAAACUUGACUUUGUUAUGCAUGGACUGGUGUAUGUAUGGAUCAGAAUCAGAAUACUUUAUUAAUCCUUAAGAAAAUAAUAUAAGUGUAUGUAUUUGCUUUUCUACUCACUCUCAGCAGAUUGCUUUCUUAUACUUCAAAGCUUGGGGGAUAAGGAGGUAAUUUAGGACUCAGGAUCUAUGACACACGGUUUAAGUGGAGCCAUGGAUCAAACCACCAACCUUGCCAUUAGCAGAUGGUCUGCUCUACCCACUAAGCCACAGGGGACUUUAAAAUAUUAAGUUAACUUUGUGCGAAUAGGCUUAAAUUAUAUGUCUUGACUGCUGUCCUAAGAGUUGCAAGACUGGAAUACUUGAACUCUCUGUGUAUCUGUGACAUUUUUUGGCUGCUGAUUCUUGUCUGCUUUGCACAGAGGAGUGUGCACUGCACCUCUGUGCACACACACACACACACACACACACACACACACACACACACACACACACACACACACACACACACACACACACACACACUUCAGCACUCCCUUCCUUCGGCUCUGACUAUAAAUGCUGUUUGUUAUAAUUGUAUACCAAAGGAUGGAUUACGAGUUCUGCUUGUUCGUUGUCUUUUGCUCAUUCUCCAUCACUUACUGUAUCAACAAAAUGUUUACUUCUCUUUGUAGCUCUGUUUUACAGAUCCUUUUUGUAACUAUUUCACUUUGUACUUUUGCUACUCAGGCUUCUUAAAUUGUGCUCUUCAGCAGUCACUAUAUGCCAUUUAAUAAUGUGUGUAAUAUAUUUAUGACAUCAAAUGGACAGAAAUGAAUAAAACUGUCAUUUAGGAA